Molecule: messenger RNA, 2173 nt
Organism: Myodes glareolus (Bank vole)
Lineage: Eukaryota; Metazoa; Chordata; Mammalia; Rodentia; Cricetidae
Gene: Kcnip1
Product: potassium voltage-gated channel interacting protein 1
Biological process (GO): regulation of potassium ion transmembrane transport
Cellular component (GO): voltage-gated potassium channel complex
Molecular function (GO): transmembrane transporter binding; potassium channel regulator activity; calcium ion binding
Source: RefSeq, a predicted model, not a curated record
GGUGCUGCUCUGGCUCUCCACUUAGCCUGGCCUCCCUGCGAUACAAAUCAGACUGUUCCCAAGCUGCCUGCAAACUUUCCACUGAGCGCCUGGGGCAGCUGCAGCUUCCUGCUCUGUGGGGCAUUCUCCUAGAUCCCCGAUCUAGGCUCCAAGAAUUGAUCUAUUAGCUUAACUGGGAAGGACAGAGUGGAAGAGUGAGCGAGCUAGCGUGUGAGCCUGCGGAGCGCAGGAGCUGUGGGGCCGUAUUUUCUGAGUAGCGGUCCCUCCCUUCUGACUAGAGUAUUAAUUGCUACAUUACCGCUGCCAUGUAGGCAAGACAGUCAGCAAAGCCUGGGAGGGCUCCAGCUCCUCCCUCCCUGCUCUGCUCAAUUUUACUCGCAUCUCCGUCGUCUCCGAGUCCUAGGUACCCUGGCAGUGCCGCCCCAGCCCUGGCAUCCCGAGGUGCUCCUGUGGUGAGGACUUGAGUGGACAGAAGGAGGGGGUGGAGAGAGAGGGAGGGCUUGCCCUGCAGGCUCUCUGAAUGCAAGAACUGGACUCGCUGCAGAGGCAGCUGUGCUGUUCCCGGAGACUGAUUUCUGGGGUGCAUCCAUCUCUCAGGGUUCGCCUAGACAGGCUCCAAGGUCCAGAGGCACACAAGGUGGGUGCCAUUCCUUCUGGGUGCUGUCUGAAGAGCCUGCCUCACCUUUGCCAUCAUGAGUGGCUGCUCCAAAAGAUGUAGACUCGGGUUCGUGAAAUUUGCCCAAACCAUCUUUAAACUCAUCACCGGGACCCUCAGCAAAGACAAGAUCGAGGAUGAACUAGAGAUGACCAUGGUUUGCCACCGGCCCGAGGGGCUGGAGCAGCUUGAGGCCCAGACGAACUUCACCAAGAGGGAGCUGCAAGUCCUUUACCGAGGAUUCAAAAAUGAGUGCCCCAGUGGCGUGGUCAAUGAAGAAACAUUCAAGCAGAUCUACGCGCAGUUUUUCCCUCAUGGAGACGCCAGCAUGUAUGCUCAUUACCUCUUCAAUGCCUUCGACACCACCCAGACAGGCUCUGUGAAGUUCGAGGACUUCGUGACGGCUCUGUCUAUUUUACUGAGAGGGACAGUCCACGAAAAGCUAAGGUGGACAUUUAAUUUGUAUGACAUCAAUAAAGACGGCUACAUAAACAAAGAGGAGAUGAUGGACAUAGUCAAGGCCAUCUACGACAUGAUGGGGAAAUACACCUAUCCUGUGCUCAAAGAGGAUACUCCCAGGCAGCACGUGGACGUCUUCUUCCAGAAAAUGGAUAAAAAUAAAGAUGGCAUCGUAACUUUAGAUGAAUUUCUUGAAUCCUGUCAGGAGGAUGACAACAUCAUGAGAUCCCUACAGCUGUUCCAAAACGUUAUGUAACGAAGGACGCUCGCCAUCCUGCUCUCAGAGACACUGAACAAACACCUCAGCGCCCUGAUCUGCCCUUGUUCUGAUUCUACACACCAACUCUUGGGACAGAAAUACCUUUUCCACUUUGGAAGAAUUCUCUGCUGAAGACUUUCUACAAAACCUGGAAUCGCGUGGCUCAGUCUCUGAUUGCCAACUCGCUCUCCUUCUUCCUCUUGAGAGAGACGAGGUGAAACCUGAGUUUGUUUCAGAAGCAUGCCCAUCUCUUCAUGUUGCCGCCCUGUGGAAGGCCCCUCUUCUCGAGCUCACACAGCAGUGCACAGUUUCAUGCUUACGUGUCCCCGACUCACUGCCUCCAAGUCGGGCAGACCCGGAGGAAUCUGGAAGCCAGAGGACCUGAGCCAAAUGUCCACCCUCCUCUGGUGGCCUCCCAAGCCAACGUGCCUGUUUCUCUUCCUCUGGUGGGAAGAAAGAGUGUUAUGCAGAACAAUUAGAGUGUAUUGUGACAAGAUUGGGAGAGGCAGCACCUAACACAUGUAGAAUAGGACAGAAUUAUCAAGCAUGGUGUCAUCAGAUGACCCAAACUGCUCACAUCUUUUGUUUCCAGAGGUAGGGAGUAAUAGUUCUCCCACAUUAGCAUCCGUGCUCACAGAGCAAGUCUCUUAACACGCCCGGGAGGGGAACCAUUGUCCAUGGUCUGGCCCUUCUCUCCGUUCAUCCCCUGCUCAAGCCCACACUGCAUGUCCCUCCCAGAACGUCCAGAAUGCCUGUGAAAUGCUGUACUUUUAUACCCUGUUCUAAUCAAUAAACGGAAC